AAUAAUGAAUUAGACACGUGGGCGGAAGUCAGCGACGUCAUCAAAACAGUGAGACAGGAGGAGGAUCAGCAGCCCGCCAGUGGAUGUGACACGCUUACAAAUACAUAGAAAACAACACCAGCAAGCAGCAGGAAAUCAUGUUCCGGCUCCAGCAGCAAGUUUAGUGUGUUCAGCUCAACUGGACAGCGGACUUUUGUGACAUUUUUCACCCUUCUCGAGUCCUCGGAGGCAGCCACAGCGCCAUGGUGAAGCAGUCGGACCGAGCCCCACUGCUGGACUGGGAGGAAAUUCCACCGCCCGAUCCGAACCAGGCGGCCCCGCCGCCGUCUUCGCAGGAAGACACACCGCAGGAGAAAAGUUCGCAGCCAGGCGGGCGGCGCGCACCGGCAGGCACCACGGCUGGUACUGGGAGGAGCAGUAGCACCACCGCCAUCACCUGCAGCCCGACGAGGAGUGUAACAGCUGUUGUUGUCAGCAAGGACGGAGUCCCGGGCCGCCCGCAGACUGUGCUCUCUGGACACGGGUAUCCCACCCGCUCGCAGCCUCUCGGUACAGAUCGCAAUGUUCCCUUCCCGGGCCUCUCGGUGAGGGAUCAGUGGGAGGAAAAGGAUCAGAUCGUGGCUGUGUUUGUGGUUACCUUUGAUACCAGAUCGGGGAAUAUGGUAGAGUGGUGCCUGCCUCACGACAUCAACCUAGACGGAGUUGAGUUCAAGUCGAUGGCCAGUGGUUCUCAUCGGAUCACAAACGACUUCAUAUAUUUCCGUAAAGGCUGCUACUUUGGGCUGGCCUGUUUUGCUAACAUGCCUGUGGAGAGUGAGCUGGAGCGAGGAGCGAGGAUGAAGUCUGUGGGAAUUCUGUCUCCCUCCUACACUCUGCUUUACCGCUACAUGCACUUCCUGGAGAACCAAGUCAGACACCAGUUGCAGUGUCCAGGCCAGUAUUCUCCACUGGAGGCCUUCUAUGAGGAUAAGAAGGCUGUCCUUCCCCCUGCAGGAAACGGUCUGGUCACCGCUUGCCCAACCUGGAGUGUCACCACCAUCAACCGCUGCAUGCACCCAGAAAUGAAGAUCACCCACCCUGCUGGCUGCAUGUCUCAGUUCAUCCAGUUUUUCGGGGAGCAGAUAAUGGUGCUGUGGAAGUUCGCACUGCUGAGGAAACGUCUCCUUAUCUUCUCCCCUCCACCUGUCGGUGUGGUCUGCUACAGGGUGUAUUGCUGCUGCUGCCUGGCCAAUGUCUCUUUACCUGGAAUUGGUGGCUCUGUGCCGGAGUUGCGGCCUUUCUUCUACAUCAACGUAGCUGACAUCACCGCCCUGGAAACUGAGAUGUCAUACGUGGCCUGCACCACAGAGAAAAUUUUCGAGGAGAAGAAGGAGCUGUACGACGUCUACAUUGAUAACCAGAAUGUGAAAACACACAGAAGCCAUCUGCAGCCAUUGCUGCGGCUGAAUGCAUCAGAUAAGGAGAAGUACAGGAAGCUGAGCGAACAGAGGCAAAUGUUGCUGUACUCUCAGGAGGUGGAUGGAGACUGCACAUCAAAUGAAGAGGACCUUUUCAUUCUGUUCUUCAUGGAGCUGAAUAACCGCAUCUUCCAGACACUGUCCGAGGUAGCGGGGAGCACUGAUCCCACCCUCACCGCUGAGCAUGUGAGGGCCAUGGGGCUGGAUCCCCAAGGCGAUCGCUCCUUCCUGGAUGCCCUGCUGGAGGUGUAUGGUAUUGACGUCACGCUGGUCAUAGACAACCUCUGCUGCCCUUGAGGCCCCCUCUGGGCCUGGGAUACACGAGAUGCCACUGGAUAUUUGUGCCUUCAAGGCCCACACACACACACACACACACACACACACACUAAGACACUAAGACACUGAAGACACUGCCUCCGCCCUGAGACUUCCAUUUGUUGCCUGCUGUCGCCUUGUGGGUGAUUGUUUUCCCUCUGUGUGUGUGCGUGUCUCAUCUGACCUGUGGAGACUGUUUCCAACCAGCGUGGACCAUUUGGACACUUGUGCACCAUACCACAGUGGCUGAUAAACCCACCUGAUUAGCAGACAGUGACCCUUGGCAGCAGCGUACUCUUGUAACCUUUCACUUCUUAUGUCAUGUUAGAGUUUUUGUCAGAAAUACUUGUUUGUGUUUCUUGUGUGACUUUGAUUCUGGCUUACGUGGCCGUGACUGAAGCACUGGAUAAAAGUAUAGAGGAUCUGGUCAUAACAACAGGAUGACUGGUCGCUCCCUUCCGCACCCUUCACAAUGAAGAAGUCAGUGAAAUGCUGACACUCCUGCCGCUUUGGUGGCCAUUUACCUGUUCAUCUGAAGAAAAGAUUCACGUGACGUAGGCCAGUUUUUACUGCUGGAGGUGACUUUACGUGCUUCAAAUACAUUUUAUAGGAGGUGUCAUGUGCAUCAGACUCAAGCAGGACUGUACUUCUCGUUCUGAUGAAGCCACUUUGGGAAUUAGUACAUCGAAUGCUAUUUGACCACUUUAAUCGCCUUUUGAAAAGGAAGCAAUAGAAGAAAUAAUCAGCUGUCUUCACAUUUCUGCUUUUUGUUCCUCUCACAAUUGAAUGUGAACGGUUUCUUCAUAAUGGGGAGGGAUCAUUACUGUUAAGAAGCUGACUCAGAGAAGGGGAAGGGAAAAGCUGUUAAAUGCUUUGUUUACCUUUAUGCACCUUCAGCACAAGGUUAAUCUGAUAAUGUGUCUCUGUGUUUCAUCACAAGUUAUGGCACCGACAACUUUUUUUGUCGUGUUACAUGUUGUACCUUUAUACAUCGUGAUCAGCUGAGCUUCUUGAAUUGUCAAUGAAUGUGACUCUGUAACACUAAGUUAUCAUGAAUGCUGCACCUUGUCCACCACUGGACUGGACUAUACCUUGAUGCACACAGUGACCAUGCUUAACUGUUCCUUUUUUUUCUUGCUAUGUUGAUGACUUACAGUCUGGGCCAAUAAGUGAUUAUGGAGUGGAGGGGCUUUGUGUGUGUGUUCUACUGUAAACAGGCUGUCAUGUUUUGUUUUUGUUUUUUUUUUUUAAUUUACUUGAACCUGAGGCUGGUUAAUCAGUGGAAGCUAAUAUAUAUCUUGUGUGAAAAUGCUAAAUGGAGAGUUCCUGAUGGAGCUGUUUGUAGUUUACCUGUUAAUCCGCUUCAAAGAGAUCCUCUCUGCUUGUUUGCAUCCUUGACAAAGAUCUCUUUGUGGUUUUGAAGAUGUGGUGUUGGUCACGGUGUGGGCUGAGCAGAAGCUUUAACUUCAUCUCUACUGGCAGACUGACAGAGUGUGUUCCAAGCUGAGGGUUUCGCAGUCCCGUUGAGUGAAUCCAGCUCUAGUGAUGGGCCAGCUGUGUCUUUCGAAUUUCCCUGAUGGACUGGUUCAGUUUACCCAUCGUGUUGCCAAACAGAGUGAUAAUUUGUUCCAUGUUGGAACACAUGAGACUGACUUGCCUCACCUUCUCUUGUCCUGCCAUGUUUUUUGAAACAUGGCUUUUUAAUUAAGUGGUCUACCAAUAGUCUUUUUUCUUUGAAAUAUUCCAAGAAUGAUCCUUCACAUGCUGAUCCCCAGGUCGAGAACUGCUGACGGUCUUAUAGCCUGUAGUGUUUUGUUUUGAUCACUCCUAAAGGUAGUUAAAAAGGUGGUUAAAAAUCAUUUUUUCUAAGUGCCCUAAGUAUUGUAUUUGAAAGAGAAGGGCACUGCAGCUUUGUUGUUUAAAUGGGGCCUUAAAGAAAUGUGAUUUUCUCAAACUGCAGCAAAGAGACUGACUCAUUUCUGUAUGUGCGUCAAACAGUAUUUGCUGAAAGAUUAAGUGCAUUGUCCUCAGAACCUUUGAAUGACCUUACUGUCUCCAGUGAAACCUGUUGAUUCUGACUGGUUUAUUUACUUGUCAGCAGAUGUAUACUCUUGCCUCUGACAUUGUUUGCUUUACAGGUGUAUGUUAAAUGUAAAAGGGAAUAUACACAACACACGCCACUGUAUAAAUUGCCUUCUUUGUGGAGCCAUUCACAGAUGUGUACCAGCAUUAGCUAAAUGAGUCGUGUCAGCGUGUCACUCCACUGAAUGUCAAAGACAGCAAAAGUAUUGCACACAUGCAGCAACACAUCCAAGUAGUGCUUUCUUCUUGAUUUGUAAUGUAAAUCAAGAGCAUUCACAGAUAAGUCUUCACCUUUACUAAUGUAAAACACUGCAAGAGAUGUCAGUAAAUAUAUACAUGAACUCAAAAGCAUGAGCCAAUGUUAAGUUUCACUGUACUGCCAUUGUAAAACAAUAAAACAUUGAUACAGUUAAAAUGUUA
Messenger RNA from Scatophagus argus, 4274 nucleotides. It is a transcript of the gene dennd11, whose product is annotated as DENN domain containing 11. Gene Ontology annotation, cellular component: cytoplasm. The coding region runs from base 243 to 1754 and encodes 503 amino acids. The record is from RefSeq and is a predicted model, not a curated record. The transcript has 9 exons. NCBI's taxonomy places the organism in Eukaryota, Metazoa, Chordata, Actinopteri, Scatophagidae.